Messenger RNA from Numida meleagris (helmeted guineafowl), 570 nucleotides. RefSeq names its product family with sequence similarity 212 member A (gene INKA1). Gene Ontology annotation, molecular function: protein serine/threonine kinase inhibitor activity; protein kinase binding. The transcript has a single exon. Lineage: Eukaryota; Metazoa; Chordata; Aves; Galliformes; Numididae. The annotation marks the transcript as partial. The record is from RefSeq and is a predicted model, not a curated record. Gene Ontology annotation, cellular component: nucleus.
CCCGCCCGCCGCGCCCGCCCCAAAUCCACGUCGGACGCCUGCCUGGAGCAGUGGCGGGCGCUGGAGCCGGCCGACGGGAGGGACUGGACGGUGUCGCUGCUGUCGCAGAGCCGCAACCGGCAGCCGCUGGUGCUGGGGGACAACUGCUUCGCCGACCUGGUGGAGAACUGGAUGGACCUGCCCGAGGUGGGCGCCGAGCCCCGCCGCCGCCCGCCCGCCGAGCCCUCGCGCCGCCUGGGCAAGCCGCCCGCCUUCCUGCUCAGCCUCUCGGGCAACGUGCGCCGCAAGCUGGCCAGCAUGGCCCGGCCCCGAGGCGCGGAGGGAGCCCGGCCGGGGGCCCGUGACCCUGCCAAGCGCCUGUCGUGCCCGCUGGGGCUGGGCGGGCAGCCCAAGGGAGCUUGCUUCCACCAGUCCCACAGCAACAUCGCCCAGCUGGCCACGGACUUCCACCGCUUCACCGCCCUCAUGAACAGCCGCAGCCGCCAGCCCAUCAUCUGCAACGACGUCAUCGGCUACAUCUAGCCCUGCCAUCCCCCCCCCCCGCUGUAAAUAAACCCCCGUUUUGUAUGA